AUGACAUUGGUGAAGGACAACAGCACUCCGGAUAUGAUCAAUAAUACUGUUGAGUACACGCCUAUCGAGGACGUUGAGAAACUUGAGCGGUACCGGCCAGGCGGUUAUCAUCCGACAACUAUAGGAGAUUGGUUGAAUGGCCGGUUUCGUGUCGUGCAUAAACUUGGCUUUGGCGCAUACUCAACCAUUUGGAUGGCAAGAGAUCAGAAAACUGAAAAAUAUGUCGCCGUCAAAAUCACCAUCGCAGACAGCAAUCCAACUAACUCCCAAGAAAGGAAUAUUCUCCAUCGACUUGGUAUUGCAGAGUUGAAAGCCAAGACUCAUCCCGGCAGCGCAAUCAUUCCAUCUAUAAUAGACGAAUUCACCAUUUCUGGGCCUAAUGGUGUACAUCAAUGUUUUGUCACAUUAGUUGGAAUGAUGAACAUAGCUGAGGCCAAAGAUGCCUCAUCUGUCCGGUUGUUCCAGUUGCCUGUGGCCAGGGCUUUCUCUGCUCAACUAGUCUUGGCAGUGGCAUAUCUUCAUACUCAGGGCAUUGUCCAUGCUGAUCUUCAUCCCGGUAAUAUUCUGAUCCUUCUUUCUGAGAGUAUGGACUCGCUCUCACCAGAGCAAUUCUACGAAAGGCAUGGACAACCUCACCAUGAGCCAGUUACCUGUCUAGAUCAGCGUCCACUUCCUGAUGGUGUCCCCGCACAAGCUGUCGUGCCUGUUUGGCUCGGAAAAGCGAGCGAAGAAGUUUCGCUAUCUGAAGCUCAGAUGGUUGUCACUGACUUUGGGGAGUCUUUCAUGCCAGCCACUACAGCGCGGCAUCACUCCAACACGCCGGAUAUGCUAGUCCCCCCAGAGACUUAUUUCGAACCGAAAAAGUCACUUUCUUUCUCUGCUGAUAGUUGGACGCUUGCGUGCACCAUCUGGGAAAUAAUUGUCGACUGGGUAGUCAAAGAACAUGUUGAUACAUUUGGCAGAUUGCCACUGCCGUGGUGGCAGAAAUGGGAAUCGCGGUCAAAGUGGUUUAAUGAGGACGGAACAAGACAUGGUGUUACAAAUUCAAGGCCCUGGGUGCAACGAUUCAACCAAUCAGUUCAGAAGCCUAGGGAAGAAUUCAAUAUGCAACCGAUUGGGGAUGCCGAAAGGACUGCAUUUCUUACUAUGUUGAGAGAUAUGCUUGCAUUCGAACCGGAAAAGAGACCAUCUGCGGAGCGGAUCAUGGAAUAUAAAUGGAUGCAACAAUGGGCUCUCCCUGAGCUAUCCAGGAUGGAACAGAAUAUGCCAUAAUUUCAGCUAUAUCGUCUGUCUUGUUCAAACAUCUACCCGCUUGAUAUAAUAAGCGCAAUUCUACUACGCCUCACCACGAAACAUUGAGCUGUAGUCUCGAG
Molecule: messenger RNA, 1373 nt
Organism: Aspergillus piperis CBS 112811
Lineage: Eukaryota; Fungi; Ascomycota; Eurotiomycetes; Eurotiales; Aspergillaceae
Product: kinase-like protein
Exons: 3
Coding region: 1-1272 (423 amino acids)
Biological process (GO): spliceosomal complex assembly; regulation of mRNA processing; protein phosphorylation
Molecular function (GO): ATP binding; protein kinase activity
Source: RefSeq, a predicted model, not a curated record